AUGGAAGUUUCUGACCACAGUGUAGUCGGUGUAUUCAUUCAGGUGGACGAAAAAUUUGCCGUCGUCACAUUGGCUAGCGCCUUGCUGAGCAAAAUUAAUUAUACGAUGCUCGACGAAAUUGACGUGCUGUUUGGAGCUUACAAUCUUAAAAACGAGCAAGAAUCGCACCGCGAACUCUCCAAAGUCAGAAGAUUCGUCGUUCACCCUAACUACCGACCCGGAGAACAUUCUUUCGACAUCGCACAAGAUGAGGGUGCACCUCUGCUGUGCCGUCAUUUGACCUUUCACAACGUUUUCGCCGGCAUCGUUCAUAUACCGCCGUCACCCCAAGAAAUUGCGAUCACGAGUGUCUACGACAACGCCGACUGGCUGCGACAUAUAAUACGCUGCAGAUAG
This is a messenger RNA of Soboliphyme baturini, 396 nucleotides long. Lineage: Eukaryota; Metazoa; Nematoda; Enoplea; Dioctophymatida; Soboliphymatidae. The record is from the annotation of a GenBank genome assembly.